Funneliformis mosseae is the source of this 1521-nucleotide messenger RNA. NCBI's taxonomy places the organism in Eukaryota, Fungi, Glomeromycota, Glomeromycetes, Glomerales, Glomeraceae. The record is from the annotation of a GenBank genome assembly.
AUCAGCCUCCGGACGUUGUUGAAAGGCGUGUUACUAUUACCGGUCAACCUGAUGACGUUAAAACCGCUCGAUCAAUGAUUCAACAACUCGUCGAAGACGCUAGUAAUGGGACUUUGACUAGUCGUCGAGAUUCACAUAGUGGCGGUAAUCGCACUACCAUUACGAUUCAUAUUCCCGUUAAUAAAGUUGGUGUCGUAAUUGGACGCGGCGGGGAAACUAUUAGGGACUUGCAAGAUAGAAGUGGCGCACGUAUCAAUGUUACCCCAGAUAGCGCAGCUAGUCCCCAAUCUAAUGAUCGUCCUGUCACUUUAAUUGGUGAUGAAACGGCUGUACAGCGAGCAAAGGCUCUUAUCGAUGAGAUUGUUAAUACUGGAGAAUCGAGUUCUGAUAGGAACCAUCCUAAAGAUUAUCGUUCCAAUAAUUAUGGAAACAAUUAUAAUAAUACCGACAAUAAUCACCAUGGAAACGGUUACAGCGGUGGUCAUUAUGGAUCUAAUCAUGGACAAUAUAAUCAUCAUUCAGGUAAGUCCAGUCAAGAUAGUAUAACCAUCCAAGUUCCGAACGAUUCUGUCGGUUUAAUCAUCGGGAAAGGUGGUGAAACAGUUCGAGCGCUUCAACAACAAUCGGGCGCAAAAAUUCAGAUCGAGCCUGUUCAUGGAGUUCCACCUGUAGAUCGUAACGUACAAAUUAUCGGUACUGCUGAAAAUAUCGCUAUCGCGAAAUCAUUGAUUCUUGAAAAAGCUGCAUCCGGAAAUCGCGAAAGACAAUCUCGGCAUAAUAACGAUCAAGGACGAAACGAUUACGGAUCAAGCGGAUAUCAACAAAGUGGGUAUCAGCAGAGCGGAUACCAGCAAAGUGGAUAUCAGCAAAGCGGUUACCAACAAGGAAGUUAUCAACAGAGUAGCUAUCCGCAAAGUAGCUACUCACCAAGUAGUGGGUACCAACAAGGUGGAGUUAGCAGCGCUAAUAGCACUGCUAGUGGUUAUCCUAGCGCCAAUACUUAUGGAGUAGCAGGACAACAACCACAAACGGCUUACAGUCAAUAUGGCCAAUACGGUACUGCUCAAGCUGCGACACCAUACAGCCAAUAUCCAACACAGACACAAUACGGAGCUUAUGGUCAAACCACCCAGUAUAGUCAAUCCACCCCCGGACAACCCGUUGGGCAACCCACUAUUCAGCCUGUGAUUCAACCCGUGAUACAGGCUGUUAAUAAUCAACCUACUGGUCAACCAAGUGUUCAACCGCAAGUUGGGUAUUACUCAGCUCAAACGACUACGAUGGAUCCAAACAAAAUUGGAUCGGGAAAUGAAAUUAAGUCCGAUGUUCAAGCAGUAUCGGCCACACCGAACUACGCUUACCAGCAAUAUGGAUAUAAUUAUGGAACGCCAACUUCAAAUCAAUAUCCAACUGUUGCUACCGGACAAAUUCAAACUGCCGCUGUCAGUCAAGCUGCUGGUGGGUAUCCUCUUUUAGGUGCUACUGCGACCGCGUAUGGUACUCCCACGGCAAUCAAUACCG